This is a messenger RNA of Oncorhynchus masou masou (cherry salmon), 3249 nucleotides long. Its product is annotated as sorting nexin-6. Lineage: Eukaryota; Metazoa; Chordata; Actinopteri; Salmoniformes; Salmonidae. Bases 199 to 1308 code for a protein of 369 amino acids. Gene Ontology annotation, molecular function: phosphatidylinositol binding. The transcript has 14 exons. The record is from RefSeq and is a predicted model, not a curated record.
GGCUGUUUUUUCCCCCCCUCUCGCUCCUGCACUUUGACCUAAAGGAAAUCCUGUGCCUCUUCAGUAGUUAGUGUGUCUCUGUUUGUGCACCGCUGCCGUUAGGAGACAAAGGAUCUGUGCUUUUAUAUUUGUAUCAAAUUUACAGUUUUACCACACUAAAGACGUUGGGGGAGUGACUGCACAUACAGUAGUUAGAAAAUGAUGGAGGAGGCUAGAGAGGGGUCACUUUGUGUGAGUGCCCAAACUAUCCGGGUCACUGAGGCCGUGAGAGACGGGGAUGCACUGACCUUCAUAGUCAUAUCCCAGAAGUUGUCAGGCAGUGGGGAAUACCAUGUGGCUAGGACUCAUGAGGACUUUCAGUGGUUGCAGCAGUGUCUGUUCUCUCAGGAGGUGGUGCCUGGGAUACUGGGUGUCAUUUUUCCUCCUCUACCAGCCAAGCCUCAGUUGAAUGCACCAGCCAAAGUUCUGAAACAACUUGGUUUCUUGGCCAUGGGGGAGGACUGGCGAAUGUACUGCAUGGCACUGGAGACCUAUCUCCAGCAGGUGGCAGCACACACCACGCUCAGCAAGAACAAAUGCCUGGAGAACUUCCUCACAAGCUCAGAGCCCCCAGGUCGUCAGAGGGUGAGGAAGGGUAUCUUCAAUCGCCUGAGCCAGGCCAUGGAAGGGAUGAGGAAGGAGGGCCACAAGGAUGUGGAUGACUUUUUUCAGACUGAGCGUGAUAACAACUUAACCCUCACUGGGUGCUCCAAAUCAGCAACAGAGAGGUUCAUUGAUGUGGUGCUGACAGAACAAAAACUAGCAGUGGCUUGUGGACACUUCUCAACCGCUCUGCAUCUCUGUGUGGAGCAGGAAGAAGACUCUGCUGUCCUGGCCUUCUCAAAGAUAUGUGUCAAGCUGUCUGAGGUCAUAGAUUCAAUCAAGAGAAACUUUGAGAGUGUUGCUGAGAACAACUUGAGCACUCUGGGGCUGGGGCUGGAUCUGGAAUCUCGUUGCCAAGAGGCAGAGAAGGAGAUGCUGUACAGGAGGACCUGUAAGCUUGUGGAGCUAGAAACAGCCAGCAGGAAUGCAGAGCGAGCCAAGCCUGUAAAGAAAGCUGCUAUGGACGAAUUGAAGGUGGCAGCUGAGAAGGAGUUUGAUCAUGUAUCUGGAGUGGCUAAACAGGAGAUAGCAAGGUUCCACAAUACUCAUGUGGAGUUGUUACGCCAGGCUCUGAUUCUGUGGUGUGAGAAGCAGCUUGAAACAGCCAGGGACACCUCCUUCCGCUACAGCCAGCACUUGCAGGCCUUCAAAGGGCUGGGGGAGUGACCACCACUGGCCAGACACCCCUCUGACCCACCUGAACACAGUUUGACUGUCUGAGCACCUCACACUAAAUAUGUACAUGCAUUGUCUAUGUAUGCGUCAAGCCCUGCUUCCAUUAAACUUGUAAAUGUAGGGAAAUCAACAUAAUCCUUAUAGCAAUAAUAACCCAAUAGCUUUGUCUCUCUCUCACACAGUCACAUACUGUGCCCUCUGUCCAAACCCCCUCUCCCUCUCCUUAGCAGAGAGGGAGUUGGAUUGUCUCUGUCAGUGUUGUGCAAUGGUGCAGACAUUGAGGAGAGGAGAGAGUUCUGUGCAGAUCUCUAGCCAUCGACACAUCAGUAGUAAGGAUCACACAUUAUAAAGUAUGAUGAACUGAUUGCCCAACUCUCUGGCUGCCUGUGUGUGUUUCUCACUCCAGGGUCAUUAAUCAGUGUGUUAGACUCCUCCCAAGGACACUCCCACUCUCUCUGUAUUCGGACUCUGGGACUGUUCCCUCUGCUCUUCCCUCUGUUUGGUUUAUAUGCUGAUUCAACGACUGUUCUUUCUUCUGGUGCUUCCUCAACUAACUGUGGCUGGGCCCUAAGACGAUCCUUCUAUUACUGAAUGUGAGUGUUCUCUAGGCUGUCCAAUUCAAAAAGACCACUAACCCUACCCCUUGACACAUGUUUGGAUGUGAUAUGUAUAAGCAAUAUGGUAAUAGUUAUGGUAGGCUGGUAUUGCAUAAACUUCUUCAACCUCCCAAAUCUCCAUAAGUGGUUGGGGGUCAAUUCUGGGAUUGGUCGAUCCUAUAACUGAUCUUUGUGCUGUUCUCUCCACUAUGGCUGAUCCCUGACUCUUCACUCUAUGCUAUGCCCUGUGUUGACUGUUGGCCAUAUCUAUGAGGAUGCUGCUGUGUCUUUGAGCUUGUUUGUCUUGGUCUGUAAUCUCUGAGUCGUGGGGAGGAGUAAAUCCCAUCCCAGUAAUCAGGGAGAAAGGAGGAGAACAGGAUGUGGUAAUCUGACAGUGAAGGAGUGUUUGGAGACAGCAGAGAUGGUCUUGACAUCAUACUGUAUUCACCCUGUUCUGGAGUCAAGAUAACCCAGCCGUAAAGCCCACUGUUGCUCUCAACUGCAUUGCAAUUCACCUAUCCCAUUUCAAAUACCUGUAUAUCCAUUUUACUUGCUUGCAAAUCUGCAUGCUCUGAUUUGGUGCAUGCAUUCAAGAUAGUCCCAAUCAGACAUGCUAUUGCAUUUAUCAGGAGUUGGCUGUAUGUUCUAACUAUGCAUGCAUUCUAUUGGCAUGUUUCCUCACUCUCCCUCUUCCUGUUUACUGGUGUUGCGGUUCCUGUUUACUGCAUGUGAUUAACUAUCAAGGCAAUUACAUGCAAUCCCCUGUUAGACACUGGCAUAUGUUUCCCUCCGUAAUCUAUACAGAGGUCACUGCAUCAUUGUGCUCGGCAUGUGGAAUCAAUUCAAUCAGUCUGGAAUAUAUUCUGUGCCUGAUGCUGUGAGCACAAUUUAAUACAGAGCUCUGUUCAUUUUGUAAAUCUUACCAAUAAUAAAAUUAUGCUCAGAAAAUCAUAAUGUUAGAAUUCUGAGGUAUUUAAUAAACCAAUGCAUUUAACAAUUGAUUUGACAUCAGAAUUUUGAUUUCAGUUACAACAGUUUUGUGUGUGUUUUUUGUGUGAUGCUUUUUAAGUGCUCUUAUCCCCAUGGCUUUGGUGCCAGUACCAAAUCAAUUUAAUCAAUAGCUUAACAGGUUUUAUAAGAGACUGUAGUGCUCUAGUAGCUUAGUGUUAGCACACAUUGGCUGUCAUUCAUUUGUUUUUUAUAUGUAAGUACUUUAUCAUUCCUGCACUAAACAUAUAACAUGAUUCAAACACCUCUGAAUGUCGUCGAAGAUGCAUAACACUGCUGAAUACAACAAUUCUGAUUCUAAUGAAAUGCACAAUAAAGAUUUGUGAAG